AUGACAUCUUCCUCAGAUGCAAAAGGCAUUGUGGACGUGAUGCCUGGGUCCUGUAUGGAGAGAUACAGACUAUACCUGUACAUAUGUAGGUUAUCUUCUGUACCCAGUACCAGGACAUAAAUACAGCUGUUGACACAUAUCACAGUGUAGGUGUCCUGAUACGCCAGUUCACUGGUUUAUCGUCGGACAGGAGGGUGCUACACGAAUACAUAUAAGGAGAGAAAAUUACAACGAUCUCGAAGUAGCAUGGCACAACACAAAGGUUGUACGGCCAUGAUCCCUCGGAUUUUAACACUCUGUGUUGGGUGUCUAGGCAUGAUAACAGCCGGUUCUAUCUAUGCCUUUGGAGCGUAUAAUGUUGCCGUCAAAAAGCACUUCAACUACACUCAAUCCGAAGUGGAAACAAUAGCUUCAAUGAGUAACUUUGGUAUAUCAUUUGGUAUUCCUGCUGGUUUUAUGUGUGAGCGCCUUGGAGCCCGCUGGACCUCACUGUCGGCUCUACUGAUAUCCUGUCUUGGCUUUAUGUUGCUAUGGAGUACAACGGAAAUGAAGGAUUACUACGCGCACACCGCGCCACUGCAAUAUCUAUAUUUCUUCCUGGCAGGUUUCGGAGCAAUUUUCAUGUACAUGGCAAGUAUGAUUACCAAUAUAAACAACUUCCAUCCAAAGCACAGAGGCAAGGUGAUCGGUAUUCUGGAUGCUUCAUUCAGCGGCGGACCAGCACUCUUCGCUUUCCUGUUUGGGGAAUGUUUCAUUAAUGGUCAUGUCAAGGAUGAACAGAAUCAGAACCUUAACGGAUUUUACCUAAUGAGUGCUAUAUGUUUUGGAGUCGUCGGUCUUAUGGGUAUCAUUGGCCUGAAAUCGUAUGAAACUGACAUCAGUGAAACCGAUCUGAACUCAUUAAUAUCUAGUCCAAGUGUUAACACUGUACACCAGCCAAAGGAUAUCACUGGCAUUGAACUAAUCAAAAGGACAGACUUUCAUUUCCUUUUUUGGGCUUACUUAUUUUGUGCGGGACUGCAGCUGAUGUUUCAGAAUAAUAUAGGCGUGUAUCUGAAAUCGUAUAAUCUGGAGAACUAUACAACAUUGUUCACAACCAUUAACCCUAUAGCGGGCGUGGUUUGUAAAUUCCUGGUGGGAUAUAUUUCUGACAUUGUAAUAGAAAAAGUGCCUCGUGUUGGUCUUCUUCUGUUUUUCAACAUUAUACAAACCGCCAUCCUGAUUCUUUGUAUCUUUUUUUCCGACAAACUUGUCAUGCUGGUCGUAGUUUUAAUUGGAAUCGGCUUCUCAAAUGGCGCCCUCUGGUGUUUAACGCCUACAAUGGUUAGUGAAUUUUUUGGGCUGAAGUAUUUCGGACGAAACUGGGGAACCAUCAUAUUUGGAAACGCGUUCGGUGGGUUAGGGAUACAGCAGAUGUUUGGUGUUAUAUAUGAUAAUAGUAUUUCUAUCAAAGGGAUGAAAGAUUGCUACGGUCUUCAUUGCUUUACUUGGAGUUUUGCAUUCGUAUCAGUACUAAGCUUUUGCUCCUGUAUAUUUAAUUAUGGAUUGUUGCAGGGUGAAUUUGAAAAACGAAAGUAUUUGAAGGAAAAUUCUUCAGAGGAAAUGCGUUACGUUGACGCUAGAAAACAAGAAGCAAUUUAGUAAAUGUUUACCUGUCAAAACUUAAAAUCUAUAUCAACUACAUAUGUCUCUAUCACAUUAUCGGCCUGUUAUUCAGUGACUUCGGCCGUGUAUUAUUAUCACUAGUGUAAUACACCAGUGACAAUGUCUCUCCGCUUGAUGAUGUCUUCCAUUAUGUCGGUAUUAUUUGGCUAUUUUAUUAUCGUGCGAUAAAGUGUCAAUUUAAAGAAAGAAUCUUUGGAACAAGUUUAGUUACGCUGACGUAGAAUAUUAUUAAUAACUAGUUACCGAAGUGGCUCAUUUAUGCUAUUUUUUCAGUUAAAUUACUAUAUAUCAACUUCUUACCUAUAAGGUAGCUACUACUCAUUCCUAUGUUUGCCUGAAGGCAUAUGAAGGUCUACUCGUAGUAUUAAUCAGAUUGAAUAUGCUGAUGAAAAAGAUAAAAUAAAACAAAGUAUUCCUGAGAUGAACACGUUUGAUAUUAAGUUAUUUUAUAUGCCUAUUAUGAAGUUGAUUAAAAUCCCUUAUUUCAUGCAAUUUUAUUUAACCCUUUAACGAAGUAUGUAUAUAAGAAACUAUUUCCGCUGAUCCUAUGGAAUUCGUUAUAAACAAAUUUUAUUGUAUAUCAAAACAUGGCUUCUUAAUUAAAAACAACUAUAACUGUUAGAUCGUUGUUGGAAAAUGGUAUGAGGAGUAAAGUUUUUUAAAUGUAUUUCCCUUUAGUUACGAGAAUCCAAGGUGUCCGCAACAGUAUUUUGAAACAUGUAAACAUAUAUUUAUAGAACAAAUUGUACGUAUAGGCUCGGUGACCGCUAUAUCUUAAACCUAUUUCACUAUUUAUAAGAAGAAUGCACCGUUUAAUGAGAGUGAAAUCUACAGAUAGAGUCGCUUUAAAUUCGCGUUUCUCAUAGCGACUCCAUUGUUUUAUUUCACUUCCUGUAAUUGUUAAACCAUAUUUGUUGUUUUGCUUUGCUUCAUUAAUAUGCUCAAUAUACAGACAGUUGUGAAACGUCAAUAAUUAAGAUUGGUAAUGUUUUU
Messenger RNA from Pecten maximus, 2658 nucleotides. RefSeq names its product probable transporter MCH1. Gene Ontology annotation, cellular component: membrane. The record is from RefSeq and is a predicted model, not a curated record. The coding region runs from base 247 to 1641 and encodes 464 amino acids. Lineage: Eukaryota; Metazoa; Mollusca; Bivalvia; Pectinida; Pectinidae. The transcript has 4 exons. Gene Ontology annotation, biological process: transmembrane transport. Gene Ontology annotation, molecular function: transmembrane transporter activity.